AUGCUCCGUUCCUUCACUGGCAGGCGGCUCUCUGCCGCACGGUCCGUAGCGGAUCGUCUAUUUCGACCAUUAGCUGCGGCCUCCGCGGCAGCAGAUGGAGGUGCCGUGCCGCUCAGCCAGUCCGGCGCCACUCCCGUUGGCCAGAUCCCUGCGGCUUUCUCUUUGGGAACGGUCCGAGCGAUUUACGGGAGCACUGUGGCGCCAACGGUGUACGACGUGGGGCACUCGACGAACAUCAAGUGGCACGAGGCGAAAGUCAACAAGGACGAGAGGCAGCGCCUUCUAGGGCAGCGCGGGUGCGUGAUUUGGAUGACAGGGCUGAGCGGCUCGGGCAAGAGCACUCUGGCGUACACGCUGGAGCACGCGCUGAUGGAGCGAGGGAGAAUCACCGUGGUGCUGGACGGCGAUAACGUGCGACAUGGGCUCAACAAGAACCUCGGCUUCAGCGCGGCGGAUCGUGAGGAGAACAUCCGCCGAGUUGGCGAGGUGUCUAAGCUUUUUGCCGAUGCCGGUAUUAUCACCAUCGUCAGCUUCAUUUCGCCUUACGCUAAGGACCGACAGGCGGCGCGGGCACUGGUGGAGGGAGGCGAGUUUAUCGAGGUGUAUAUGAAGAUCCCGCUCUCGGUGUGCGAGGAGCGCGACCCCAAGGGGCUCUACAAGAAGGCUCGAUCGGGCCAGCUCAAGGGCUUCACUGGCAUUGAUGACCCUUAUGAAGAGCCUGAAGCACCCGAAGUGGUUAUUGAGGUGGCUAAGGAAGAUGGGGUGCUGCAGCCACCAGAGAAGAUGGCUGCUGUCCUCAUUGAGUGCUUGGACAAGAAGGGCAUUCUCUCUGGUCCUAAAUGA
Molecule: messenger RNA, 843 nt
Organism: Closterium sp. NIES-65
Lineage: Eukaryota; Viridiplantae; Streptophyta; Zygnematophyceae; Desmidiales; Closteriaceae
Source: the annotation of a GenBank genome assembly